Messenger RNA from Telopea speciosissima, 1562 nucleotides. RefSeq names its product putative disease resistance protein At1g50180. The record is from RefSeq and is a predicted model, not a curated record. The coding region runs from base 1 to 1470 and encodes 489 amino acids. The transcript is spliced from 2 exons. Gene Ontology annotation, molecular function: ADP binding. Gene Ontology annotation, biological process: defense response to other organism. NCBI's taxonomy places the organism in Eukaryota, Viridiplantae, Streptophyta, Magnoliopsida, Proteales, Proteaceae.
AUGGCAGAGUUUGUUGUGUCCUCUGUUGCACAAUACCUUGGUGUCCUGCUAAUUCAAGAAGCAGAAUUUUUAGGAGGUAUCACAGAUCAGAUUAUGAAGAUCCAAGAUGAUAUGACGCGGAUGCAAUGCUUCUUAAAAGAUGCAGAUGCAAGAAAGGAUGAAAGCCCAGUUGUUCAUAAUUGGGUUUCAGAAAUCAGAGAGCUUGCAUAUGAUGUGGAGAAUGCUAUAGAUGCCUACAUUCUAAAAGCAAAGUAUGCAAGCUUCUUCAAUCCAAACAAAUUUAUACAACUUCACAAAAUUGGAAAGGAGAUCGAAACGCUUCAAUCCAAGAUCCAGGACAUUACUCGCAAUGUAGAAACUUAUGGCUUCAUAAGGACUAGCAGCCAAGGAGAAGGAACAAGCUCUACUACAACUGAGCUGCGACAACAGAGGAGACAAUCCUAUUUGCACUCUUAUAAUGAAGUUGAAAAUGUUAUCGACAGAGAGGAUAACAUUAAGGUAUUGGUUGCAGAGUUGAUUAACAAGGAAGGCCCCCAUCUGGUUUCCAUUGUUGGGAUUGGGGGACUUGGUAAAACUAUGCUUGCCAAAAUGGUUUACAAUCAUGUUAGGUGUCAUUUUGAUCGUUGUUCUUGGAAUUAUGUUUCCCCACAAUUCCAAGGAGGACGAUUCAUUUUGCAGCAAAUCAUAAGGAACAUUUGGCCUCAAUAUGGACUUGAGUCCUUGAAUGAUGGAGAAUUGAAGAAGGAGCUUUACAAGGCAUUGGAAGAUAAGUGUUAUCUGGUGGUCCUUGAUGAUAUAACUAGCACAGAGGCAUGGGAUUUUCUGAAACCCGCUUUUCCGAAAGGAAAGAUGGGAAGCAAAAUAAUGCUCACCACUAGAAUCAAAGAUAUUGCCCUUUAUGCAGAUCCAUUGGGAACAGAGUUGGGAUCAUUUCUUUGGAAGAAUAUUGCUUCAAAUUCUUCUUCUUCUUCUUCUUCAUACCCUCAAGAAGCUGAGAAGAAGGAGAAGUUGGGAAGGGAGAUUAUGAAAAAUUUUGGAGGUCUACCUCUAGCCCUUGUUGUAUUUGGAGGCAUGCUAGCGAUGAAGAAAUCAAUUCAUGAAUGGGAGAUGGCAGCUAAGAACAUCAGUAGCUGGUACAUGAACAAAGCCCAACAACAACAACAAAAUGGCGAUGAUGAUGAUGCUUCGUGGAUAUUGUCUCUAGGCUAUCAUGAUUUACCUUCUUACUUAAAGCCAUGCUUUCUCUACCUCAGCUUCUACCCAGAAGAUACCAAAGUUGACAAAAGAGAAUUGAUUCAAAUGUGGAUAGCAGAAGGUUUUGUGCAGCACAAUGGGCAAGAAACAACAAAGGAGGAAACAGGGGAAGAAUACUUGCUUGAGUUGAUUAACAGGUCAAUGGUUGAAGUGGGAAAACAGAGCUUCCGCGGGAAUGUCAGAACAUGCGUUUUGCAUACCUCAAUGCGAUACUAAUGCUUGUGGAAGGCAAAAGAAGAGAAUUUCCAUUGUACUUAUAAUGAUGGAAGCUCAACUACAGGGGAUUCUUCUUCUUCUUCUUCUUCUUC